UAAACAGGAAAGUAGAAGCAGUCCUGUCUUGCAGUUCCUUUUUAACACGUCAUUAUCAGCUUCUACUCGUCUAAGGUGUCAAUGUUUACCCUCCUCAUUUAGUGUAGUUUACUGUUCUCCGACAGCAGCACUGUUGUUUACUUAUCUACCAUUAUGGAUAAAUGGAAGCUGUGGUUUGUCCUUCUCCCCCUGUGUUUGUGUAUUAACACUGAAGAGGCUAUUGUGAAAACCAUCGGGAGUGGACCAGAUGUUACUUCAAUAUGCGCCGCCGCCACACUGCACAUCAUCACACUUAUAGUAUGUAAGAUCAGAACAGAGACGAGCGGGGGAGAGGGGUGUCGACUGCUGUAUCAACACGGACAAGACUUUGUGCACGAGUGUGACUCCAGGUUCACACUUAGGACUAAUAAUCAGACUAUGUUCCUCCACCUGACCAAUUUGACAACAGAGGAUAGUGGGAACUAUACCUGUGAGUGUUCACAUUUUCGUGGAACGGAUACUCUGCAUCUCAUCCUCACCGUGAAAGGAGAGAAAGAGGCCAGCAAUUCUCUGAAAAUGCUCAUUUAUACCGCUUUGAUUAGUAGUGGUACUGCUGUUGUCAUCAUAACUGGAGUCGUCCUUGGGUUUAUCCUGAGAAAACAGAGUUACAGAGACAAGACAAGGUCAGGACCAUCUGUAUUAUCUGUAAGCGAAUCCACCUGCUCUCUGGACAAAGAUGACCCAGAUAACACCUACACAAGCCUUCAACAGCCAGCAAGUGAUUUGUACCAGACUAUGUCCUCAGUGCCCCAUCAACACGGCAUCGUAAUAAAUUCAGAGACUGAUCCAAUUGGCGAAAUCUAUGAAAUUAUGGAAACCAAACGUCAAUAACAUGUCUAAUGUAUUCCUCUUUUCAUAAUAAAAUAAUAAAACGCUG
Messenger RNA from Dicentrarchus labrax (European seabass), 916 nucleotides. RefSeq lists its product as uncharacterized. The record is from RefSeq and is a predicted model, not a curated record. The transcript is spliced from 5 exons. Bases 154 to 870 code for a protein of 238 amino acids. Lineage: Eukaryota; Metazoa; Chordata; Actinopteri; Moronidae.